This is a messenger RNA of Amphibalanus amphitrite, 6762 nucleotides long. RefSeq names its product sortilin-related receptor-like. The record is from RefSeq and is a predicted model, not a curated record. The transcript is spliced from 27 exons. NCBI's taxonomy places the organism in Eukaryota, Metazoa, Arthropoda, Thecostraca, Balanomorpha, Balanidae. Gene Ontology annotation, cellular component: membrane; Golgi apparatus. The annotation marks the transcript as partial. Gene Ontology annotation, molecular function: protein binding. Gene Ontology annotation, biological process: post-Golgi vesicle-mediated transport.
CUAUGGGCCAGCGACACGUUCGGCGCCUCGUGGCACGUGGUGGAGCAGUACGUGGCGUCGUACACGUGGGACGCGGCCGCCGACCCGGCCGUGCUGUACGUGCACCGGAGGCAGCCGGAACGGCCGGGCGUGGUCCGCUCGUCCACCGGUCUCUUCCUCAACUACACCACAGUGGCAGAGGAUGUGGAAAAGUUCACCAUCAAAGAGGACUUCCGGUUCGCCGUCCGCCGGGUGAGACUGCUGGGCUCGCACCAGUCGGACGGCACGCUACAGCUAUGGGUUAGCCACCGCGGGGAUCCGUUCACAAACGCCCAGUUCCCGGCCGGUCUGCGCGCUAUCGACUACGAAGUGGUGGACGUUAGUGAUGAUCAGGUAAUGGUGGCCGUCAUCCACAACGCCACCUCGUCCAGCUUGUACGUGUCGGCCGUGCCGGACAAGCGCGGCGUGCGCUUCUCACUCUCACUGGAGAACGUUCUCACGCACAGCACCGGAAAGACGUUCGCCGGAUCGUGGCUCAGUGUGGUGGGCGGCGACUUUGUGGACGUCCACCGUGUGAGCGGCCUGCGUGGCAUCUACCUGGCGUCGCGGCUGCCUCCCGACUAUGACGGCCAGCAGGCCAGCCGGCUGGGUCCCGAGCACGUACUGACGCUCAUCACGUUCGAUAAGGGCGGCCGCUGGCAGCCGGUGUCCCCGCCGACAGUUGAUGCCACUGGUGUGCCGAUACACUGCGAGAAGGCGGAGAACUGUUCGCUGCACAUCUCCCAGGAGAUGACCAACCUGUACCCGGGCACCAAGUACAUUCCGGUGCUGUCGUCUUCGUCGGCCGUCGGGCUGGUGAUGGCCACCGGCGUCAUCGGCGACUCGCUCAAAGGCCACCCGUCGAUCGUGCUCAGCCGCGACGCCGGCGCUACGUGGCGGCAGGUGCUACGCGGCCAGUUUCUGUACGCGUUCGGUGACCACGGCGGCCUGAUCGUGGCCGUGCGGCGCUACAGCGAAGGAGGCACACGCGAACUGCUCUACUCGCUCGACGAAGGCAUGACGUGGGGCCGCCACCUGUUCUUCACGGACGAGGUGAAGGUGUACAGUCUGCUGACGGAGUCGGGUGGCUCCGGCACCGUGUUCCUCAUCUUCUGCGCGCGCAUGGACCGCAGCGGCUGGAUCUCGGUCCGCGUCGACCUGAGGUCCCAGUUCAGACACAACUGCACGCAGGACGACUACAAGCUGUGGACACCGCGCGGCCGCUCGUCGGGCCGCGGCUGUCUGCUGGGUCGAAAGGAGACGUACCGACGCCGACUGCCGCACCAGCGCUGUUACAUCGGGGAGGGCGGCCGCGAGCCACUGGUCUCUGUGGAAAACUGCGCCUGCCUGAGAGACGACUACGAGUGCGACUUUGGAUACAAGGAGUCAGCCGUGGGCGCUACAGGUCGGACGGCCACCUGCGUCCGAGACCCAGAGGUGGCCCGACUUCCGCCCGCCUUCGACCCCACCCAGUGUCCCGAGGGCUCCUACUACAACGUGUCGCGGGGCUUCGUGCGCGUGCCUGGCGACACGUGCCAGCCGGGACCCGUGGCGGCUGUGCUGUUUGAGCCCGACCCGCGGCCCUGCCCGGUCAGUGAGAUCUCCGACUUUCUGCUGCUGGCUCGCCGAGAUGCCAUCCUCCGACUGCCCCUGAAGGAUGUCGAGAGUGGCGUAGCGCCGACGCCCGCUCCCCUCACUGGUAUCGCUAACGUGGUGGCUGUCGAGUACGACAAGCGGACGGGCUGCCUGUACUGGUCCGACACCGCCUUCAAACACGUCAUGCGUCAGUGUAUGGACGGCUCCGGUCAGGAAGUUGUCCUCAACCACAACGCGUCUACAGUGGAGUCCCUGGCGCUCGACUGGACCACGGGUAACCUGUAUCUCACUGAGUCGGACACGGCGACCAUUCAGCUGCUGCGUCCGGCCGUGCGGCACGCCGGUCACCUGCGCACCACACUGCUCGACAGGAGCGUGCUGGAGAACCCGCGCGGCCUGGCGCUCCAUCCCACCAAGGGGUACAUGUUCUGGACGGACUGGUCACAGACGUCUCCGGGCAUUUACCGCGCCUUCAUGGACGGCACGGAGCCGAAACAGAUCACGGGCCGCGGCCAGGUGGUGUGGCCGAACGGUGUGUGUAUAGACUACUCCACCGACCGGCUCUACUGGGUGGAUGCUAAUCUAGACUACAUCGCCUCGGCAGACCUGGACGGCUCCAACCGCAAAAUACUGCAGGACAAGACGGAGUACAGCGGCCACCCGUUCUCGAUCGCCGUUUACAAGGAUAUGAUGUUCUGGAACGACUGGCGCAUCGAGAGUGUACUCAUGUCGGACAAACUGGAGCCAAAGCGGAUCGUCAAGGUGCUGGAGGGCAUGCCGAACGUGGUCAGCGUCCAGGUGUACGGCCAGCAGUCCCAGGAGGGUGUCAGCGGCUGUACCAACACCAGCUGCCCCUGGAUCUGUACGCCGCGGCCGGCCGGCCGGCACCGCUGUCUCUGCCCGGACGGACUGAGCGGGCAGGGCGACAAGUGCCUCUGUCCCGGUGGUGGCACGCCCUUCGCCAACGGAACCUGUCCGUCAGUGAACCUCGUGUGUCCGGAGGGCUUCUUCACGUGCGCCACCAGCAAGUUAUGUAUCAACCGCGACUGGAUCUGCGACGGCGAUGACGAUUGUGGCGACGGCUCGGACGAGGCCGGCUGCGGCACUUCCACGUGCGCGCCGCUCCAGUUCCGCUGCGACAACGGCCGGUGCAUCACCGGCUCGUGGCGGUGCGACUUUGAGGACGACUGCCAGGACGGCUCGGACGAGCGCGACUGCCAGUACCCCAACUGCACGAAGGCAGAGUUCCGCUGUGACAGCGGCCGCUGCGUGCGGGCCCAGUAUCGGUGUGACGGGGAGGACGACUGCCGCGACAACUCUGACGAGCAGGGCUGCGCCACGCCGGCGCCGCCGCCCUGCGAGCCGCCAAGCUUCGCCUGCCGGUCGUCCAGCCAGUGCCUGCCGCCGGCCUGGGUGUGUGACGGCACGGCAGAGUGUCCUGAUGGGGAGGACGAGGACCCGACGCGCUGCGCCAACCACACCUGCCCCAGCUGGCAGUGGCAGUGCGCCAACAAGCGCUGCAUUCAGAGCAAAUGGCGCUGUGACAACCAGAACGACUGCGGCGACAACUCGGAUGAGGAGGGCUGCGGAGACGCCACCACCACGGCGGCGCCGACCACCGAGCCGGCCGUGCCCACAUUCCCCACGGCCCCGCCGACCGGCCAGUGCGGCAGCUCCAGCGGCCACCUGCUGCGCUGCGACAACGGACGCUGCAUCCCCGUCUGGUGGAAGUGCGACGGCGCCGACGAUUGUGGCGACAACAGCGACGAGCGCGGCUGUGACAGCGGCACCGAGCGGCCGGCCACGGGCUCGCCGCCGCCGCCGGUCGCUCCGACCACCUGCUCGGCCAGCCACUUCCGCUGCGACUCCGGCAAAUGUAUCUGGUCGGCCUGGCUCUGUGAUGGCGACCGCGACUGCCCGGGCGGGGAGGACGAGGCCGACUGUGCGCACGCCGGCUGCGGCCACGACCACUACCGCUGUCUGCUCUCCGGAGAGUGUAUCGGCCGAGAGAGGGUCUGCGACGGACGGCAGGACUGCGCCGACAACUCGGACGAGGAGGCCUGCCACUCGGAGGGCGGCACCACGGUGCAGCCCUUCACCUGUCCCUCUGGGGACUUCCGCUGCGACUUCCACACCUGCCUGCCCUACUACAAGUACUGCGACGGACACCGAGACUGUGUCGAUGGCUAUGACGAGGUCAAUUGCCGAGACGACAGCACCGUCUUCCAGGUGGUCAGCUACACACUGGACGAGGUGUCCAACAGCUCUCUGACAGUGCGGUGGCAGACGAACGCUCGUGGCGCCGCCGCCCUCACCAGACUCAGGUUCCUGCCAUCAAUAUGCGCCGUGUACCAGCCCGGUCAGCCAUGCCACUGGCUCAACAUGACCUGGGUGGCAGAGCCCGAGUUUACGUUCGAACAUCUGGAGCCCUACACUUGGUACAACAUCACCGUGUUUGUACGUGCUGAGGGACGGCCGGACGUGUUCCCGGCGAGUCAGUACAUCAGCCAGAGGACUGCCAGUGCCAAGCCGUCACCUCCGUGGCGUGUGAACGCUACUCAGCUGGACCACCACUCGAUCCGCGUCUCGUGGCGGCCGCCCAAACACCUGAACGGCCGUCUGCUCAACUACCGGCUGUCACUGACGCCGCCGCAGCCGCCGCAGAUGUUCAUCACGCGCCACACCAACUUCACCGUGGUGCUCGACUUCCAGCCGGGCGUCGAGUACUCCUUCUUUGUCCAGGCGGAGAACUCUGCCAUGCUGAGCGAGCGCUCCCACUCUGCGUCAGUCGUGUUCGAUGCGGACGCCGUGAUCGCUCCGCUGAGCGAGUUCCGCGCGGUGCCGGCUGCGGACGGACAUGGCCUGACGGUGCGCUGGCAGCCGCUGCCGUCGGCUGCGGGAGUACUGGUGACCUACCGACCGGCAGACAACCGACUGGUGCCCGCAGGAGAGGAGCGAGUCGAGGGGGAUACACAUCAGCUGGAGUUGACGGGCCUGUCGCCGGGCACCCGGUACGAGAUCGUGGCCCGCGGCUACCGCGGCCGCUUCACGGGCCCCGAGUACGUGACAGUGGCGACCACGGGCGGCCGCCAGCUGGCUGCCGUGGCCAAUUUCACCGCCGAGCUGUCGCCUCAUAGCGGCACACUGGUGAAGCUCAGCUGGCAGCCGCCGCCGACAGAGGGCAGUGCCGGCGCCGCCGGCGGCUCGGCCAUGCCGCUUCAGUACGGCGUGUUCUGGGGCACCUCGAUGGAGCAGCUGUAUGAGGGCGGCGUGCGCCAGCGCACUGUGGAGACCUCCACUCAGGCAACGGGUCUGAUGGCCUGCGAGGACUACCUGCUACUGGUAGCUGUGGUCGGACCGGACGGUACCGGGCUGCCCUCAGAGAUCGGUCGCGUCCGUACCAAGUUUGACGCGCACGCGCCGCCCAAAAACGUCACCGUACAGACGCAGCGCGGUCUGACGCUCAUGAUGCGUGUCAGGUGGGAGGCCAGCUGUUCAGUGGUGGAGCGGCCCGUCGGAUACAACAUCACCGCCACGGAGCUGGGCGGCCCGGGCAAGGUGGAGCGCUCUGUGCGUCCCACCACGUCUGAGCACCUGCUGUGGCACGACCUGCCGGCCUCGUAUGGCGCUCGCUACUCGGUGUCGGUACGGACGACGGCGACAGACGCUGUGCCGGCGCCACCCGUGAUAUACGCGGCACCGCCCAUUCCCGGGCCCCACCAGCUCAGGCCGAUCAUUGAGCGAAACGGCACCGUCACACUCUACUGGAAGGAGCGCCGGCUGCCGGCGGAUAUGGAUUAUGUCAAGUACUCUUACGAGGUGUUCGUGGCGCCUUCUGUGGCCGCCGUGUGGAACAGCACUGGUAAGACGGUGCGCGAGAGCCGCUUCGUGACACACACGCUGCAGCCGGACACCACGUAUUACGCGGCCGUGCAGCUGGUGACCAGUGACGGCCACCGCUCGCUGCCAUCAGAGGUGGAGAGCUUCCACACGCCGCCAGGCGAGGACUCUGUGGUGAUCAAGAAGCACCACCUGGUGUCCGUCCUGGUGCCGGUGCUGCUGCUGCUGGUGCUGCUCACGACCGCUGUGGUCGUGUUCGUGUACCGCCACCGCCGGCUGCGGCAUCGGUUCCUGGCGUUUGUGUCGACCCACUAUAGUGCUCGGCCGACGGCGGCGCGAUUCACCAACGGCGACGGACUAGAGGAUGACGAGGCACCGGUGAUCCGCGGCUUCUCCGACGACGAGCCACUGGUGGUGGCAUAACGGCGCCCAAACUGCGCCCCGGCGCCCCGGCGCCCAAACGGCGCCCCGGCGCCCCGGCGCCCAAACGGCGCCCCGGCGCCCUGGCGCCCUGUGAUCAGUAACAGAGCCGGCCGGUGCCGGUCGCGCAGUGAGCGAGUGGGUCGGACCGUAGUAUUAGAGACGGGUGCGGCCCGGUGACGGGUCGGCCAGGCAUUACCCUCGCCAAAGACGACGCUCCGAGGGAUACGUGAGGGACGUGAAGUCGUCUGAAAGCCUGGCGGUGGCCAGAGUGAUAGAAACUAGAACUCCUUGGCGAUACGGCGGAGUGAAUGGAUCCUACAAGCCUGCACCGGGGCGCACGGAUCUCCGAGAAACCGACCGAUGCAACUGGGCUGUCGUGGUUCACGCUGAGUGUUCACUUUUCGGUACCUGUAGCGGCUCAGUCCGCCAGCGCCGGUGUCACUGUGUGUUCAGUGUCUUCAGAGUGUUGGAGGGAACACGGCGUCCACUGGCCACCCUGCUGUCUCCGUUCCUAUCGCCGUUCUGGUCCUCGGGAGCGGCGCGUCCCGCCCUGACUAGCGGUGCGGUCACCGGUGAUGGUCCGGUGCCGAGUUAUUUGUGAACAGGCGGGUGGGUGUCUUAGCGAGCCCUAUACUGUGUGAUAUCUUGGUGUAUUGCGUUGUGUGUAUUUAUUGGCCGCCCUGUGUAUCGGCGGUCUCUUGGCGGUAGCAUGUAGCCCAGUUUUGCCGCUCCCGUGUAUUAGCGCAUGUUAGAAUUUCGCUGGAAAAUUUUACCAAACCCAAUGGGUCCACACUGCACUGGCGAGAGGCGCGAGUGAUAUCAACUUCACAUGUACUCAUUGCUCACGUGUGUUAAUCAAGUUGGUUAAUAAAUACACUUACCGGU